Lucilia cuprina (Australian sheep blowfly) is the source of this 9616-nucleotide messenger RNA. Its product is annotated as dynein beta chain, ciliary. The transcript has 14 exons. Bases 81 to 9524 code for a protein of 3147 amino acids. Gene Ontology annotation, cellular component: dynein complex. Gene Ontology annotation, biological process: microtubule-based movement. Lineage: Eukaryota; Metazoa; Arthropoda; Insecta; Diptera; Calliphoridae. The record is from RefSeq and is a predicted model, not a curated record. Gene Ontology annotation, molecular function: ATP binding; dynein intermediate chain binding; minus-end-directed microtubule motor activity.
CCCUCGAAGAACUUUUGAAACUUGAACUACACAAACAUGAAGAGGAAAUCAAAAAUACCGUUGAUCGUGCCAUUAAAGAAAUGAGUGUUACCAAAAUUCUAGAUGAGAUUAAAGUCACCUGGUCUGAUAUAAAAUUCGAUACGGAAAUUCAUCAGCAACGUGCUGACAUACAAUUACUCAAAGUAUCCGAAGGUCUUAUCGAAACAUUGGAUGACAAUCAAAUGCAAAUACAAAAUAUAGCCACCUCUAAGCAUGUGGAAUAUCUUUUGGAUAAACUCACCCACUGGCAGCGAGUAUUAAGUAGUGUGGAUUUAUUUAUAAGCAAUUGGUUUGAGGUGCAAAGAAAAUGGGUUUAUUUGGAGUGUAUUUUUAUAGGCUCUCCAGAUAUAAGAGCACAACUGCCACGAGAAGCACAAUUUUUCGAAGAAAUUGAUAAGGAUUUUACGCAACUCCUUAAAGAAGUAACCGCAGUACGUUAUGCUAUAGUUAUAGUGCAAGAUCACCAGCAUGUAUUUUCUUCGUUGGAUAUACUGCAGAAACGUCUGUCGGUUUGUGAAAAGGCUUUAAAUGAAUAUCUGGAAACCAAACGGUUGGCAUUUCCCCGUUUCUAUUUUAUAUCAUCGGCUGAUUUAUUGGAUAUUUUAUCAAAUGGCAAUAAUCCUUUAGUUAUUGAUCGCCAUUUUAUAAAAUUAUUUGAUUCUAUUUUACGUUUAUCCUAUGAAUCCACUACCAAAAAAGCUUUGGGAAUGUUUUCUAAAGAAAAUGAUGAAUAUGUCCAUUUCACCUCGUCCGAAGGUGUUUUAUGUUCGGGCCGUGUAGAAAUUUGGCUUGACGAUCUUAUCAAUGAAAUGCGCCGCACUUUGCAUGAACUCUUCAAAAGAGCUUUAAAUGUUUAUCUGGAAAAAACUCGUGAAAAAUGGCUUAAUGAUUGGCCAGCUCAAGUGGCCUUAUGUUGCAGUCAAAUCUGCUGGACUGCCGAUGUUAAUCGUGCCUUUGCCUGGAUGGAAGAAGGUUAUGAGGCAGCCAUUAAAGAAUUACACAAGAGACAAAUAAUACAACUGAACUCUUUGAUUAAUUUAUUGUUAGGAGAACUAACACCAGGAGAUCGUCAAAAAAUAAUGACCUUGUGUACCAUAGAUGUGCAUUCUCGUGAUGUGGUGGGCAAAAUUAUACAGGCACGUGUCGACAGUUCAUUGGCCUUCCAAUGGCAGAGUCAAUUGCGCCAUCGUUGGGAUGAUGACACUUUGGUGGGUGGCGCAAGUGGUGAAUUAGAAAGGGAUGCUGAUUGUUUUGCAAAUAUUUGCGAUGCUGAAUUUCGUUAUGCCUACGAAUAUUUAGGCAAUACAUCACGUUUAGUUAUAACACCAUUAACGGAUCGCUGUUAUAUUACAUUAACACAGUCAUUGCAUCUUGUUAUGGGUGGUGCACCAGCCGGGCCAGCUGGUACAGGAAAAACUGAAACCACAAAAGAUCUAGGACGUGCACUGGGCGUAAUGGUUUAUGUGUUCAAUUGUUCUGAGCAAAUGGACUAUAAAUCCUGCGGUAAUAUUUACAAAGGUCUUGCACAGACAGGUGCAUGGGGUUGCUUUGAUGAAUUCAAUCGUAUCUCGGUGGAGGUGCUGUCUGUGGUUGCGGUGCAAGUUAAGACCAUACAGGAGGCGAUAAAGAUGCACAAAACAUCAUUCGUAUUCAUGGGAGAAAAAAUACCUUUAGUGUCAUCGAUUGGCAUUUUUAUUACAAUGAAUCCUGGAUAUGCUGGCCGUACUGAAUUGCCUGAGAAUCUUAAGAGUUUGUUUCGUCCUUGUGCCAUGAUUGUGCCCGAUUUUGCCUUGAUAUGUGAAAUUAUGCUUAUGGCUGAAGGCUUCCAAGAUGCUCGUUUAUUGGCUCGUAAAUUCAUUACUUUAUAUACCUUGUGUAAGGAGUUGCUGUCCAAACAGGAUCAUUACGAUUGGGGCUUGAGAGCCAUCAAGUCGGUAUUAGUGGUGGCUGGAACUUUGAAAAGAGAUGACCAUAGUCGUCCUGAAGAUCAAGUUUUAAUGAGAGCCUUAAGAGAUUUUAAUAUACCCAAAAUUGUCACUGAAGAUAUAUCGAUUUUUAUGGGACUAAUAGGCGAUCUGUUUCCGGCUUUAGAUGUGCCCCGCAAAAGAGUGUUCGAUUUUGAGAAAACCAUACGUCGAGCAGUCAAUGAUAUUAAACUUCAACCAGAAGAAGGAUUUCUAAUGAAGGUAGUACAAUUGCAAGAACUUUUGGACGUACGUCAUUCCGUAUUUAUAGUGGGUAAUGCUGGCACCGGGAAGACCAAAAUUUGGCAAACUUUGCGAGAAACAUAUCGUAUACAAAAACUUAAACCCGCUUGCAAUAUUCUUAACCCCAAGGCCUUAACCAAUGAUGAACUAUUUGGCAUUGUUAAUCCUACGACGAGAGAAUGGAAGGAUGGUUUAUUCUCUUCCAUAAUGAGGGAACAAGCUAAUAUGACAAACACUAACCCUAAAUGGAUUGUAUUGGAUGGUGAUAUUGAUCCUAUGUGGAUUGAAAGUUUAAAUACUCUAAUGGAUGAUAAUAAGAUUUUAACAUUGGCCAAUAAUGAACGCAUUUCAUUAAAGAAAGAAAUGCGUUUACUGUUUGAGGUAGGUCAUUUAAAAGCUGCCACACCGGCCACAGUUUCCAGAGCUGGUAUAUUGUACAUAAAUCCUUUGGAUUUAGGUUGGUCUCCUUACGUUUCUUCUUGGCUGGAAACUCGUUCUGAUAUGAUUGAACGCGGUAUUUUAAAUGGACUCUUUGAAAAGUAUUUCCCCAAGCUUUUACUAAGGCAUAGAGAUUUUCGCCGUAUUAUUCCCAUCUCAGAUAUGGCUGUCAUACAAAUGUCAUGCAAUCUCUUAGAAUGUUUACUUGAUUCUCACGAUGAUACUGAUGCAACACCCUCAACCAAUGUCGUGAAUCCUCAUAGUUUACAUCAUAGUGGUGUAGCUCCCGAUUCAUUGGAAUUAUACAUUGAAUUGAUAUUUGUCUAUGCCGUUAUGUGGGGCUUUGGUUCGGCUUUGUAUCAGGAUCAUAUAAUCGAUUGGCAUCGGGAAUUCCAUAAAUGGUGGACCACAGAGUUUAAAGAUAUUAAACUACCUUCUCAAGGCACAAUAUACGAUUAUUAUUUGGAUAUUAAAUCAGAGAAAUUUAUACGCUGGUCGGAGUUAGCUAGUCAAAAACAAAUAACCAUUAUACCAGAGCCCCACUUACCCAUACAAAAUAUAUUAAUACCCACAAUUGAAACUACUCGUCUGGUAUAUUUUCUAGAACUUUUGGUUAAUCGUAAUCUGCCCUGUAUGCUGGUGGGUAGUUCAGGUUGUGGCAAAGGAGCCAUAUUUCGUGAAUUCUUCUCUCAAUAUGCUAAUGCUCAAGAUUCAAUCGAUGGCUUAGGUAUUAAACCACAACUUUCCACUUCAAGACGUUUAUCUCAAGCAACUCCUAAAUUAAAGGCGUUAGUAUCCACCACAGUGCAAACAACUCACUUUAAUUUCUAUACAUCCUCGGAAAUAUUUCAAAAAAUACUUGAUCGUCCUUUGGAAAAGAAAUCGGGUAGAACAUAUGCUCCCUCGGGUGCCAAAAGUCGUUUGAUAUAUUUUAUUAAUGAUUUAAAUAUGCCGGAAGUAGAUGCUUAUGGCACCGUACAGCCUCACACAAUAAUGCGACAAUUUAUGGACUACAAACAAUGGUAUGAUCGCCAAUGUCUGCAAUUGAAAAACAUACGUCACUGUCAAUUUGCUGCCUGCAUGAAUCCCACAGCUGGCUCUUUUACCAUUGAUCCUCGCUUGCAGAGACACUUUUGUGUCUUCUCUGUUGCCUCUCCUAGUGAAUUUACUUUGCAAUAUGUUUAUGGCAGCAUAUUAAGUGCACAUUUAGAAAAUCCCUGCAAUAAUUUCAGUAAGGAAAUUAAAUCCAUUGCUCAGGUUUUGGUUAAAGUGGGUAUAGCUCUGCAUAGACGCAUGGAAUGCGCAUUUCUGCCAACGGCCGUUAAGUUCCACUAUAUCUUUAAUAUGCGCGACUUGACACACAUUUAUCAGGGUCUGUUGAAUAGCAUGGGUGCUCCCAACGUGGAAACUAAUAAUAUGGUCAGUACAAGAAAUUUUGGGGGUACGAUUUGUAAUAAACCUGCCGAUCUUAUACGUCUUUAUGUUCAUGAAGCUUUUCGUGUAUACCAAGAUCGUUUAGUAGAUCCCUAUGAUAUUAAAUCAUUUCGCAGUUCUAUACGCGAUAUAUUCAAAAAAGACAUAGAAGAUUUUGAUGAGGAAUAUGUAUUCUCAGAUCCAUUAAUAUAUUGUCAUUUUGCUCAGUCGCUAGCAGAUCAAAAGUACAUGCCCUUAAAGAGCUGGGAUUGUUUGUAUCAACUGUUAAUGGAGGCUCAGGCAAAUUAUAAUGAAGUUAUGGGUUAUAUGAAUCUGGUUUUAUUCGAGGAUGCCAUGAAACAUGUGUGUCGUAUCAAUCGUAUAUUGGAAAGUCCUCGCAAUAAUGCCUUACUGGUUGGUGUGGGUGGUUCGGGCAAACAAACCUUAGCCCGUUUAGCUUCCUUUAUUUCCUCGUUUAGUGUUUUUCAAAUACAAAUAAAACGAGGAUUUUCCCUGCAAGACAUGAAGGAAGAAAUUGGGGCACUAUACAUGAAAGUUGGUUUGAAAAAUAUGGCUUCAGUAUUUCUAAUGUCCGAUGCUCAAAUACCCGAUGAAUCUUUAUUAAUGCUUAUAAAUGAUUUGCUGGCGGCUGGUGAAAUACCUGAACUAUUCAGUGAUGAUCAAUUAGAUACCAUAGUUAAUGGCAUACGCAAUGAGGUUAAACAAAGCGGUAAUCUCGAUACUAAAGAAAAUUGCUGGAGAUAUUUUGUGGAUAAAGUAAGACGACUAUUACGUUUAAUACUCUGCUUUUCACCGGUGGGUCAAACGUUACGUGUACGUGCUCGUAAAUUUCCCGCCAUACUAAGUCACACCUGCAUUGAUUGGUUUCACGAAUGGCCAAAGUCAGCUUUGGAAUCUGUAUCACAAACAUUUUUAAGCGAAAUUAACACACAAAUAUUACCACGUGAACUUAUUAAUCCUGUCGGUUGUUUUAUGGCCUACGUACAUGGUACAGUGAAUCAGAUUUCAAAGAUUUAUUUGCAAAACGAAAAACGUUAUAAUUAUACGACACCGAAAACAUUUCUCGAAUACGUAUUUCUAUACCGCAAAUUGUUGGUAGAUCGAAGUGGUGAACAUACAAGCCGUAUACAACGCUUACAGAGUGGCAUGGCGAAAUUGGCAGAAUGUGCACGUCAAGUAGAUACACUAAAGAAUCAAUUGGCCGUACAGGAAAUUGAAUUAAAUGCCAAAAAUGCUGCUGCCGAUAAACUCAUAUUGAUUGUUAGUGCCGAAAGUGAAAAAGUUAAACAUGAAAAACAUAUUGCUUCAGAAGAGGAGAAACGUGUGCGUAUUAUCGAAGAAGAUGUUUCAUUAAAGACAAAACUAUGUGAAGAUGAUUUACGUAAAGCUGAACCGGCUUUAGUUGCUGCCCAGGCUGCUUUAAAUACUUUAAAUAAAAACAAUUUGACGGAAUUGAAAUCGUUUGGUUCUCCGCCCAAGGCUGUGGUGAAUGUCUGUUCAGCUGUAAUGGUUUUAUUUGCUGUCAAUGGUAAAAUUCCCAGAGAUCGUAGCUGGAAGGCGGCCAAAUUAAUGAUGGUUCGAGUGGAUCAGUUUUUGAAUGAUUUAGUAAAUUACAAUAAGGAUAAUAUACAUCCAAAUGUUAUAGAAGUAUUACAGGAAUAUUUAAAGGAUCCCGAGUUUAAACCCGAUAAAAUCGUUCAAAAAUCGGUAGCAGCUGCCGGUCUAUGUGCCUGGGUCAUCAAUAUACAUCGUUACCAUCAAGUUUUUCUUAUUGUGGGUCCCAAACAACAAGCGCUUAAAGAUUCGCAAAAUGAAUUGUUCACUGCUAGAGAGCGUCUUGAUUAUCUCAAGGUGAAAAUCAAUAAUUUGGAACGAAAACUAAGUGAAAUUCAAGCUGAAUUUGAAGAUGCCAUAAAAGAGAAACAAAAAUGUCAACAUGAGGCUGAUAAAACUACGUUCACUAUCGAUUUAGCACAUCGUUUAGUUAAUGGUUUGGCCAAUGAGAAUAUUCGUUGGAAGGAAUCUGUACAGAAUCUACAGAGUAAGAGUUCGACACUACCUGGUGAUAUCCUGCUAAUUUCCUCUUUUCUGUCGUAUGCUGGUUGCUUUACACGUCGUUAUCGCGAAGAGUUGCAGCAGAAAAUGUGGAUGUCAAACUUUCGUAAAAUUCAACCCCCUAUUCCGCACACGGAUUGUCGAGAUCACUUGUCAUUGUUCACCGAUGAUGCUCAAAUAGCAACUUGGAAUAAUGAAGGCUUGCCAAUGGAUCGUAUGUCCACAGAAAAUGCCACUAUUCUAGUGCAUUCCACACGUUGGCCUCUUAUGAUUGAUCCGCAAUUACAAGGCAUCAAAUGGAUUAAGAAUCGUUUUGGGGAUGACCUAAUCAUAAUACGUCUCACACAAAAGAAUUUUCUUGACAUCUUAGAGAAAGCCAUGUCUAAUGGAGAUACUGUACUCCUCGAACAAAUUGAAGAAACUGUGGAUACUGUACUUGAACCUUUACUCAGUCGGGCUCUAAUUAAACGUGGUCGUUUUAUAAGAAUUGGUGAUAAAGAACUUGAUUUCAAUCCUAAAUUUCGCCUUAUACUCCACACAAAACUAGCAAAUCCUCACUACAAACCAGAAAUGCAAGCUCAGACCACACUCAUUAAUUUUACUGUAACUCAAGAUGGUUUGGAAGAACAGCUUUUAGCGGAAGUGGUUAAAAUAGAAAGACCCGAUUUAGAAGAAAUGAAAACGAAACUAACCAUACAACAAAAUAAAUUUAAAAUUUCCCUUAAGGAAUUGGAAGAUGAUCUUUUGGCUCGUUUAGCCUCUGCGGGAGAAAAUGUCUUGGAUGACUAUGAACUGGUGGCCAAUUUGGAGUCUACUAAGCAUACCGUUGAUGAAAUAGAAAUAAAGGUGAAUGAAGCACGUGUUACUACUCUACAAAUCGAUGAGGCCCGUAAUAUGUAUAGAACGGCCGCGAAACGUGCCGCCAUUUUAUAUUUUGUACUCUCAGACUUAAGUCGUAUAAGUCCCAUAUACAGAUUUUCCUUAAAAUCGUUUAUGCAUGUCUUCAGGCAGGCUAUUGUGGUGGCUCCCCCAUAUAGACAAUAUGACAAACGUGUUGGUUCUUUGGUGGACUCAAUAACUUGCCAAACAUUUUUUUACGCCUUAAGAGGACUUUUUGAGAUAGAUAAAUUGACAUUUACCGCUCACAUGACUUUGCGUAUCUUGGCUGCUACCGAACAGAUUUCUUUAGAAGAAAUAGAUUUUCUUUUGCGUUUUCCUCAUGAUCCCAAUACCUUAUCACCUGUAGAUUUCAUAGGACGCAUUGCUUGGAGUGGCAUAAAGUCUUUGGCUUUAAUCGAUAAUUUCUAUGGCAUAGAUAAAGAUAUAGAAAAUUAUCCCAAACGUUGGCGUAAGUUCUCCACCAGUGAUGUGCCAGAAAGAGAACAAUUUCCGGGUGAGUGGAAGCAUCGCACACCUUUGCAAAAGUUGUGUAUUAUGAGAGCCUUAAGACCGGAUCGUGUUACCAAUGCAAUACGUUUAUUUGUGGAAGAAACAAUGGGUCAAGAAUAUGCCCAUGUAAAAACUUUCCAAUUAGCAGAUAUUUUUAGUGAAAUUAAUGCAGCCACACCCAUAUUUUUCAUACUUUGUCCGGGUGUUGAUCCUAUAUAUGACGUAGAAAGACUAGGCAUGCAAUUGGGGUUUAGUACUACAAACGAAAACUUAAUUAACAUUUCCCUAGGUCAAGGACAAGAAAUCGUAGCAGAACAGGCUAUUGCUAAAGCUUUGGAUACUGGACAACAAUGGGUGGUUUUACAAAACAUACAUUUGGUGGCUAACUGGUUGCCAACAUUGGAAAAACUUAUUGAAAGCAUAACUGCAGAAAGCGAACACCUUACGGAGUCCAAGUUUAGAUUGUUUAUAAGUGCCGAGCCAGCACCUGAUCCUCAGUAUCACAUUAUACCACAAGGUAUCUUAGAAUCUUCCUUGAAAAUAGUAAAUGAGCCGCCUUCAGGUAUGGCUGCUAAUAUGCAUAAGGCUUGGGAUAACUUUUCACAAGAAACAUUAGAGACCUGCACCCAAGAAGCAGAGUUUAAGUCGAUACUCUUCGCUCUUUGUUAUUUUCAUGCUGUCGCUGGUCAAAGGCGUAAAUUCGGUCCCUUGGGUUGGAAUAAGGUGUAUCCUUUUAACAUAGGAGAUUUGACAAUUUCCGCCUCGGUUUUACACAACUAUUUGGAGGGUAGCAAUCGCAUACCUUGGGAGGAUUUACGUUAUUUGUUUGGUGAGAUUAUGUAUGGUGGGCAUAUAACCGAUGAUUGGGAUCGUAGAUUAUGUCAGACUUAUUUGGAGGAGUUACUACAGCAAGAUUUAGUAGAUGGCGAUAUGAAAUUAUGUCCUGGAUUUCCCUCACCUCCAAAUCUAGACUUUCAAGGUUAUCACAACUAUAUUAAUGAAAUGUUACCGGCUGAAUCUCCAUUGCUGUAUGGCUUACAUCCGAAUGCUGAAAUUGGCUUUCUAACCAAUGCCUCGGAACAAUUACUCAAGACUGUAUUUGAAUUGCAACCCCGUCAAUCUGAACUUAGCACAGCUUGUGGUGCACCACGUGAGGAAUUAGUGAAAAUAAUGGCAGAUGAUUUUCUAGAUAAACUGCAAGUGGAAUUUAAUCUCCAGGCUUUAUUAAAUCGUGUAGAACGUAAAACGCCUUUUGUGGUGGUGGCCCUGCAAGAGUGUGAACGCAUGAAUAAUUUAAUAUGGGAAAUCAAAAGAUCCUUGCGGGAGCUGCUGUUAGGUUUAAAAGGAGAACUUACAAUAACCUCGGAAAUGGAACGGUUAGAUCAUGCUCUCUUUUAUGAUCAUGUACCAGAGUCUUGGACAAAUUUAGCGUAUCCCAGUAUGUUGGGUUUACAAAGCUGGUUUGCUGAUCUCUUGCAUCGCAUUAAGGAAUUGUCUUUGUGGCUAAAUGAUUUCAAAUUGCCCUGUAGCAUAUGGUUGGGUGGACUCUUUAAUCCACAGAGCUUUUUAACGGCCAUUAUGCAGGAAAGUGCUAGAAAACAUGAUCUCCCAUUAGAUCGUAUGUGUUUGGCAUGUGAUGUUACCAAAAAAGAUGUAGAUAGUGUGACCUUACCUCCUUUAGAGGGAGCUUUUAUACAUGGUCUCUAUUUAGAUGGUGCUAGCUGGGAUUGUCAGUUAAACUCUAUAGUGCCUUUACAUCCUAAAGAAUUAUUAUGUCCCAUGCCGGUUAUUUUCAUUAAAUCUAUUGUUCAAGAGAAACAGGAUCUGCAUCGUAUCUAUGAGUGUCCUUUGUAUAAGACUAGAUCGCGGGGCAAUACUUAUGUUUGGACUUUUAAUCUUAAAUCGCGUGAACGACCCUCUAAAUGGAUAUUGGGUGGAGUGGCUUUACUUUUACAACCUUAACUUAAAAAUUCACCGAUUUUAAAGCACUUAUUAUGCAAGACGCUGUUAUUAUUCUAUAACACUUUGUAAUGCACUUAUCAAUUGUUUGUUAA